UCCUUCCGCUUCCAGUUUCUCGAAUCAGCGCCCUACACUUCCGGUGUAUCCUAAUACCGCUUCCCCCAGCUGGUAUCAAAGCACCAGCUAAUCCUUGUCCAUCUCCGGGUCUUUUUUUGCUACUAGUCGCCUUCCCCAGCAUGAUGUCCCUUUUGUCCCGGCUCUUGGACUGGUUUCGCUCGCUCUUUUGGAAGGAGGAGAUGGAGCUCACCCUGGUCGGGCUCCAGCACUCGGGAAAAACCACGUUCGUCAAUGUUAUAGCGUCAGGUCAGUUCAGCGAGGACAUGAUACCGACUGUUGGGUUCAACAUGCGCAAAGUGACAAAAGGCAACGUGACAAUCAAGAUCUGGGAUAUUGGAGGCCAGCCUCGAUUCCGUAGCAUGUGGGAGCGCUAUUGCCGUGGUGUUAAUGCAAUAGUAUACAUGGUAGACGCUGCGGACCGAGAAAAGAUUGAAGCUUCCCGUAACGAGCUGCACAAUCUUCUGGACAAACCUCAGUUACAGGGAAUUCCGGUUUUAGUGCUUGGAAACAAGCGUGAUCUCCAUACUGCACUGGAUGAGAAGCAGCUCAUCGAAAAAAUGAACCUUUCUUUGAUCCAGGAUAGAGAAAUAUGCUGCUAUUCCAUUUCCUGCAAAGAGAAGGAUAACAUAGAUAUAACGUUACAGUGGCUGAUCCAGCAUUCCAAGUCACGACGCAGCUAAAAAGCUCUGUAGCGUUAAUCUGCUUCUCUGCACCCUGAGAUCGUGCCCUUGCCUCACUGCUCUGCACAUUUAGAUGUGCCUUCCUAGUCCAGCUCUGCGUCCUGGGAUGAGCUUUCAAGUCAUGAUUAUCUCUUUCCUGCUUAACUCUGUGAAGGACAUCUCCUCAACCUACCAGGUUACCCCCACCCAUCAGCACCCUGCUCUUAAAUUCCAUCUGGUAAUUCCUUUCUACAGCAAGUGUUUUCUCUGCUUGUUCUCAGCCCUGAACCAUCCUCUUAAGUUGUAUCCUUCCUCUGGCCAAUCCUUUUCCCACCCAUCUCCACCUUCGAAUAAGCUCCUCUCUACUUUCCAUUCUGCAACAAGUACUUGUUCCCAUAUUUGGGAUUUAAAUUUGUCAGCUCUUCCCUCCUUUCUUAUAAUUUUGGUUAUGCACCUAUAUCCCAGCAGGCUCUCUCUCAUGUGAAAUUGUUUCCUUCCAUCUCAAUUGUUAUGGAUAAUUCUGGAAUUUACUACGUUACUGCAUUCAACUUUGGAUGUGCAUUUUUCUCCCUGCCUCCCGUACUGGAACACACCCUUUGCUGCAAUCUAGGAUGUGCCAACACUUUCUGCAUGGAGAUUAUGCAAUGCUAGUGUCAGUUUGGAUAAUGUCCCUUGCUGAGAACAAUAGAAGGCCAGACUCUUUUAUUGCACUACAGGAAGUAGCAUUCCUUGAUUUUAAUGCAGGACAAUAUUUAAUGUGCACAUUUAUUACUAAACAUAUGUAAAACAAUACACUUUGAGAAGAACAGAGAGGUCAAAAGUAAGGCAGCAGAAGAGUUAUAUAUGUAAAUUUGCAAUGGGACAUGAGACUGUUACAAACCCUCUGUUGGCGUGGCCAAUGCUGCAUUUACCAAACGUAUGUGGGAGCUUUGCAUGGGUUCAUCCAUGUGCAAAGUAGGCAGAUCAAAGACAUUUGUUGGCCAUGUAAAAUUUAUGGCUAGCCGUUUUUAGGUCAAGCAUCAUGCCCCAUUGGACUUUCAUCGCAGACAUAUGCUAUAGAGCAGUGCUAAGCAAAGUCAUGUGUGGUGUGCAGGGCAGUGUCUUCCAUGCAGAGCAUUAUAUAUCCCUCAGUAUGCAGAGGUAUUAGCAGUAGGAAGAAAGCAUUCACACUGCAAAAUUCCUCCCUUCUACCCUUCAGUCUAGUGGUCUGAUAUAAUUGCAUCACUUGUACUGGUGGAGCUCCGUCCAGCUCCGUCUUCCAUUGCUGAGCCUACUGUGACCUGCACAGGAGCCCGGCCCCCUUUUUCCCCAAAAGGUAAAUAUGUUUGUGACACUGUAGUUUCUGCUGCAAUUAAAGGUUGCUUUAACUCACGGUACACUGCUGCUAUUUAUAGUUUGUUUGGCCUUUUUCUUUUUUGCUUGUGCCUAAAACAUAAGGAAAUCCACAUAAAUAGAUUGUUUGCUCACUCUGCUUGCUUGGAAGCGGUGAACUAAAAGAUUUUGUUAUUAUUUUUUACAGAACACCUUAGUGUUUCUCACGUGGUGCCUUAUGCUUCAGCAUCACUUAGUAAAGGGUCACUGAAGGCUUAUAAAUUAUAUGUUCCCCUAAUCUUGUUAUUUGCUCCAGAAUCUAACUGCCAUGUUGAUUACUAAUCCUAUAUUUUGUACAUGAAGGAUGUUCAAAGUGAAACCCAAGGCUUCUAUCGGCUGUUGGGCUGAAUUCAACUUCUGAAACAAGAGGUAGCUCCCAAAAAUCUUAACAACCAUAAUGUUAAACCUAGGAUUGCCUUGGAGCCUCCAUAUGUGCUACCAUGGAUGUAAAUGCAUGUUUACUACAUCAUAUUGAUUAUCACUGUAAAUAUACCUUAAAUGGCCUUGGAAAAUAUAUAUACAAGUAUGGGAUCCAUUAUCCAGAACCCCAUUAUCCAAAAAGCUCCCAAUUACGGAAAGGCCAUUUCCCAUAAACUCCAUUAUAGUUGUCAAAUAAUCCAAAUUUACAAAACAAUUUUCUUUUUCUCUGUAAUAAUAAAACAGUAGCUUGUACUUGAUCCCAACCAUGAUAUAAUUAAUUUUUUUUUAUGGUAAACCCAGCCUAUUGGUUUUAAUUAUUGUUUAAACAAUUUUUUAGUAGACUUAAGGUAUAAAGAUCCAAAUUACUGAAUGAUCUGUCUCUUCCGCCCAUAUUGUACAAUAACAGUGAGCAAACUGUGGCUUUCCAGCAGCCUAUGAUGUUUAACGUGCCAUUAAAUAAUUGAAAAACCAAAUAGUCCCAGAAUACUUAGCUGUGUACCAGAAUAUGCUACGUUUGUGGGUUUUAUAUGCUAUUUUAACUGUACAGACUUUUGUUCCAAAAUUGGGAAGCUUAUUGUAUUUUAUUUAUGGAAAUAAUGUUGAUGAGAAAUCCAUUUUUAGCCUCGAGUCGUAGAUGAUAUGUUUAAAAUAAACUGUGAUUCAUCAA
Molecule: messenger RNA, 3138 nt
Organism: Xenopus laevis (African clawed frog)
Lineage: Eukaryota; Metazoa; Chordata; Amphibia; Anura; Pipidae
Gene: arl8b.S
Product: ADP ribosylation factor like GTPase 8B S homeolog
Exons: 7
Coding region: 141-701 (186 amino acids)
Biological process (GO): anterograde axonal transport; protein transport
Cellular component (GO): lysosomal membrane; spindle; axon cytoplasm
Molecular function (GO): GTPase activity; GTP binding
Source: RefSeq, a predicted model, not a curated record